AUGAACUGGUCUACCAAGCACUCCCAUUCAUCGAGCACGCAGGCUCAGUUGAUAGGAUGGUGCUUGUUGUCUUCUCUUGCCCUCUCAGGGGGAUUCUUGCCGACUACCAUCAGCAACACGAAACAGGCGGAAGCGGAGGUUUCUAAAACCUCAACUAUCAAGGCAGCAGAAUUCAGGCGGGUGAUCAAGUACCCGUUCGAGAUCGUCAACGAGGCCUGGGAGAAUGGGCCGGAAGACCCAAACUUCAUCAGGGAGGAAAUCGUCCGAGAUGAGUUCUUUGUAUUCGACGAGGAGCAAACCAUCAACCACAAGCAGCGCAGCUCCUCCUCAUGGACUGUGAACCGAGUGCUCGAGAGCAUCUGCAAGGCUCAUCGCACCUUCUCCCUCCGAGCUGAUCCCUCCAACCCCAACUGGACCCUCAUGGAGCAGUCAAUCACCGUCACUGUGACCGACGCGUUCGGAGGAGCCAUCAAGUCCCAGCUGGAGAAGUUUGCGGAGGGCGCGUUUCUUUCCAGCUGCGAGAGAGGAACGGACAUCCUUGAGAAGUCGCUGGCCGCUAAGAUGCCCUCUUUCGAUGCCAAGCCCCUCAACAAGCUCCCUGCUCGCCCCCAGCAGCAGCGGCAGCAGCCCAUGGCCUCUCAAACCCCCGAGGACGUUCGCAUGCUUGUCGGGGAGUUCGUGCGGUUUCUUGUCAAACCAGCAGUCAUCAUCCUCGGCCUCGCAUCCAAGGUGAUCGCUCCCUCCCCCGACCAUCUCGCUCCUCCUCCUGUCAAGGCAGAGCCGAUGGGCUGGAAGGUUCCGCCCUUGCCGCAGGACUUCCACCUCCACCUCCAUGGGAAGGACACUCGUCCUCAUGGGAAGAAGGAGAAAUUCGGAUUCCACUCGUUUGCUGGCGCUGCUGCAGCGUUUGUGACGAGUGUAGACGUGUACUAG
Guillardia theta CCMP2712 is the source of this 933-nucleotide messenger RNA. RefSeq lists its product as hypothetical. The transcript has 3 exons. NCBI's taxonomy places the organism in Eukaryota, Cryptophyceae, Pyrenomonadales, Geminigeraceae. Bases 1 to 933 code for a protein of 310 amino acids. The record is from RefSeq and is a predicted model, not a curated record.